AUGACGGGAGUUGCGCAGUCCUCCCUUCCACUUCCCAAGGGGCCCCCCGAGCCUACGGCUACAGCUUCUUCCAAGCAACUGGCACGGCGUGCCUUUGUGCCUCCUCUUCCUGCAGUGUUUUCUGCUUCUGCUCUUAGCGCUGUGCGUGUCGAGGGCGAGUCGCUUUUGAACGAGCAAGACAAACAGAUGAAUGCGCCUUUCUCUGUCUCGGCCGAAGACGCUCAGAUCCUGCGCGACCUCUUCCCAAACACCAUCGACACACCAUUUUUGAAACUCGUUUCGGGAUCUGCGACUGCGGACUCCAACAAGCCUCUCAAGGUUGGAGUUGUGCUCAGUGGAGGGCAGGCGGCAGGUGGUCACAAUGUCAUAUGUGGGGUAUUCGACUACAUCAAGCGCGUGAAUGCCAGCUCCGUCCUCUACGGCUUCUUGGGGGGCCCUCAUGGGGUAUACAGUGGCGAAUACAGAGUUCUUGAUGGAGAGACGAUUGACCAGUACAGAAACAUGGGCGGCUUCGACAUGAUCAAGAGUGGCCGCCACAAGAUCGAGACGGACGCGCAGAAGCAGGCUUCUCUUGAAGUCUGCAAGAAGCUCCAGCUUGAUGGCCUUGUUGUGAUUGGAGGCGACGACUCGAACACGAAUGCAGCUAUCUUGGCGGAGUAUUUCAAAGCGCACGGGAGCGCCACUCAAGUGGUGGGCUGCCCUAAGACCAUAGACGGAGAUCUAAAGAAUUACUUUGUGGAGAUUUCCUUCGGGUUCGACACUGCCUGCCGCACGUACUCGUGCUCGAUCGGCAACCUCAUGAUGCAAACGAUGACGCAGCGCAACGUCUACCAGUUCGUACGGCUCAUGGGCAGGAGUGCAUCUCUACUAACCCUGGAGUGCGCCCUCCGGUGUCACCCCAACAUGACCUUUAUUGGAGAGGAAGUGCUCGCAAAAAAGCAGAGCCUCAAGCAGCUGGUUGCGAUGACUGCCGACCUCGUCGAGGCCAGGGCAAAGAUAGGAAAGCUGUAUGGGGUUAUCCUCCUGCCAGAAGGACUCAUUGAAUUCAUUCCAGAGGUGGGAGUGCUAAUUGGAGAAAUCAACACCAUCGUUGCGGUCGGAGAAUUCGAUAAGGCGAAGCUUACGCCGGAGAGCCGUGCAGUUCUGGAAAUGCUGCCGGCCCACACCCAGCAGCAGCUGCUGCUCGACCGUGAUCCCCACGGCAACGUGCAGGUCGCGCUAAUUCACACGGAACAACUGCUGCUCGAACUAACCAUGAAGGAACUGCAAAACAGGAGCUUUCAGCACACCUUUCAAGGCCGCUGCACGUAUCUGGGAUAUGAAGGCCGCAGUGGCUUCCCCAGCGAUUUCGACGCCUCGUACUGCUAUGGUCUCGGCAACGUGGCUGCAGCCCUAAUCCAAAACAAAGCCACCAGCUGCAUGGCUGUGCUGAAGGGCAUGAGCUGCAGCAGCGACAUCAAGAGCUGGCAGCCAGCUGGAAUCCCCCUGACUCGAAUGAUGAACCUGGAAAAUCGCAAGGGGAAGGCCAAUGUGCCGGUCAUCAAGAAGUUUCUCGUCGACAUCGAAAAGCCGCUAUUCAAGGCGUUCGAACAGGUUCGCGGGGCCUGGAAGAUCCUGGAUCUUUACCGGGUGCCUGGCCCUAUGCAGCUUGACGAAGAGCAGCCACAGCUGCCGUAUACGCUCACAGGACCUCCGCCACUGGAGAAACUGUUGCCUGCAGCGGCUCUGGCAGCCUUUAGAGACCCUGCCAAAGUACAGAAGGGAUACCGGCUGUACUUCGACCUGCUGGAGCACCUCCGCUCUCCUCUCCAACAGGCGCGCGAGGCCGCACCCAUCGAGGCACCCGAGCAGCUGCGGAAGGGCGACGUCACGCUGACCCCUGCUAGCGUCGUUGAGCUGUUGCAGCCUCAGCAGCAGCAGCAAAUGCGGCAGAUAUUUCCGCGGACUGCAGCAUCCCAAGGCGGCCUUUUCGCCGUUUCUCCAGGAGUCACAGAGAGUCCGAAGGUGGGGUUGGUGCUCGUUGGCGAAGCUACUCCCGGCUUGUCCAACGUCGCUCUCGGCAUCAUGGAAAAGGUCGUCGCGGCAGGCGGUGAUUUGGUUGGCGUUGCGGGGAAAGAGGGUGGCUUCAACACCAGUUUGCUGCAAUUCAAGAAAGAUUUCGAGAUGCAGAGAAACCUGAACGGUCUUCCCUUGUUGGGCCGCACUGUGUUGGAGGAACAGCAGCUCCUCGCCGAUGGUGGAGCCUUGUGCAAGUCUGCCGGGCUUGACGUGCUGAUAGUCUUGGGUGGCACUUUCACGGGUUGCGCCACUCUGGCUGAGCAGCUCGAGCAGCGCGGUGACAAAUGCAAGGUGCUGAGUGUCUGCGGAGGCAGCGACUUCUGCAUGUUCGACCCCACGACUUCCCUAGAAAAGCUGCAACGCAUUUCUGCUACUGUUCCAGGCUUCAACUGUGGAAAUGAGAGGCGCAUCGCAUGCCAAAAGACGCAAGAUAUCAUCUGCGAUGCAUCCGGCGCUCUGGGUCUAGGAUUCGACACGCAAACCAAGGCUGCAGCUGAGCUUGUUGGGAACCUGAUGACGGACAGCAAUAGUGCGGCAAAAUACUUCUAUUUCUGCAAAGUUGGCGGCGGACGCGGCGCAGAGGCUGAAGUGGCACUUCAGACCCAUCCCAACAUCUGCCUUCUGUCUACGGUUUGCGCCAACCUCACUCCCGUGCAGGUCGCCGAGAAAAUCGCAACUUGCGUCGAAGCCCGCUGUGCCCAAAAAAAGAACUUCGGCGUUCUGAUUCUCAACGAAGACAUGUUCAUAACCAACAAAGCGCUGAGGUCCGUGGCCAUUGCGUUGGCAGUCAACGGAGGAAACGCCGCAGCUCUAUCAGGAAAUGAGGCUGCAGUCUUCCAGACAAUUCCUCAAACUUUCCAAGAGAAGCUUACAAAAACAUUCAGAACACCAUGCAACUUCCCAGUCAAGGCCGCAAGCUUCCCUAUCCUCGAUUGCCUUGCUGCCAUGGUGUCUAAAGUCCUAAAGGACCGCAAGGCUGCUGGAUCGUUUAGCGGCAGUUUCUCUCCUAUUUGCUUCGAUCUCUCUGACCAAGUUAGGGGUUCGUUCCCCUCUGCCUACGACUGCGCCCUGGGGUACACGCUGGGUCUCAUGUGCGGUACCUUGGCUGUUUCUCCUAGCCUGAAGCAGCUUUCCAGCUCUGCCGUUUUCGUCAGCAACCCCACAGCUCAAGUUGCCUCUUUCGCCCCCCUCGUGGUGCCUCUGGCCGCCGCGGCGAUGACUUGCGGCCUGACCGCUUCCACCAGGACUUCAGAAAACGGCAUUGCGGCUUGCGCUGCAGCUGGGGCCUUCGACCUACAGCUCAACACUCCGACUCAGGCUGUGGCAGUUUCUGCAGUUCACUGCGACAUGCAGCAGAAGGAAUUCCUGCUUAAAGACAGCUACCUCAACAGCGGGCCUCUUCAGUUCCGCGUGGCAACCGGGGCUGCUGAUGCGGACAGGGAGUGCAACUAUAUCCUCAGCUCACGGCAUUAA
Molecule: messenger RNA, 3531 nt
Organism: Cyclospora cayetanensis
Lineage: Eukaryota; Apicomplexa; Conoidasida; Eucoccidiorida; Eimeriidae
Exons: 16
Coding region: 1-3531 (1176 amino acids)
Biological process (GO): glycolytic process; response to glucose; fructose 6-phosphate metabolic process
Cellular component (GO): 6-phosphofructokinase complex; cytosol
Molecular function (GO): 6-phosphofructokinase activity; ATP binding; diphosphate-fructose-6-phosphate 1-phosphotransferase activity
Source: RefSeq, a predicted model, not a curated record